Melampsora larici-populina 98AG31 is the source of this 2094-nucleotide messenger RNA. RefSeq lists its product as uncharacterized. The transcript is spliced from 11 exons. Lineage: Eukaryota; Fungi; Basidiomycota; Pucciniomycetes; Pucciniales; Melampsoraceae. The record is from RefSeq and is a predicted model, not a curated record. Bases 1 to 2094 code for a protein of 697 amino acids.
AUGUCCUCAUCCAACAAGUUUACGCAAGAUAGUCCAAACACCAAGGCAGGCAUUCAAGCAUCCCAGGCCUUAAUCAACUCAAAAAACCUUGACAAGAUAGUGGAUAUUCCACUAGAUUGCUUUAUCGGGGAGGAUUCGAAACUUGACUCGCAAGGUUACCCACUGUAUCCCAAUGGAAACACUGUCUGGAUCAAGCACCCAGAUGUUGAAGCUCCCCUCAAUUUCGGAAAAGUUGGUUUUAGUUACUCAUCAAGAGUCUCAUGGUCAAAGAAUAAACGUAUCAAGUCAACCAAGUUCAAGUGCCUCGGAGUACUGAUGUGCAGUAAUGAUUUAUGUGAUUAUCGUGGGCCACCCCCAACUGGAAAGGGGAAGAUCCCGGAGCUCAUGGCACAACACCCUACCUGCCUUGCACCACGCUGCAGCAAAAAGCUAGCUCACAUAGAUUGUGAAGGCACACACACCCGAGUUGACGUGGAUAUGGUCACAGGCUGGUCGAAACUUACUCAUUCAGGCAUCCAUGGACACCCUUGGCCAGAUUCAAAGAAGCCUGAUCUGUUGUCAAAAGCAAAACUUGCUCAAGUGAUUGUGAAUAACCCGGAUACAGCUCCUUUUCUACUCCGGGUUGGUCGAUCAAACGCAGGGCAGGCUCCUAUCAAGAGUGUAAACCAAAUACAUCCAUCUCUGGGUCAUAAAGACCGUCUGUCUUAUCUUCGGCGUGACAUAUUGGUCAAGGCGGGCCUGAUGCCCGCAAAAGCUAGUGAUGGAGGCGGAGACAAGCUACUUCUAGAUAUGUUUCACUGGAAUCACCAGGGGUUGAAGAUAAUCUCAUCAUCAUUUAUGGACAACGAGGAGCACUUCACCUUCCAGACCCAGUGGAUGGCUGAACGGCUGAUGGAUCGUGACGAAAAGAAUGACGUAUAUCGAGGUGGACUUUUAUCGGAUGUUACAUACAAGUUUUUUGAAAAUGGUUAUCUCCUUACGACAUCUAUGUACUGUGAAGAUUUAAUGAGAUGGAUCCCAGUUCAACUUACUUGGUUGCGAGGUCUCAAAGUCAGCCAUUAUAAAUGUCAUUUUGUCACUCUUCUGAAACAAUUCUUUAAGGCCUCCAUGACAAAGCAUGAAUGCGAGAUCCUUUCUCGCCAAGUUGUAGACUUCUCGAUGUCCCAAAAGGAGGGAUUUGUACAAGCUUAUAUGGAGGUUUUUGGUGAAAGUGACCGUGCCCGGGUCAUGCGAUUGCUGAAAGGUUGUCAGGAGCACUUUCGUCAGCAGGUCACCCGAGUCAAGCGCAACCAUAAAAUCAUUCCACCACGCUUAGAGGCAACGUUGGACCGCCAGAACCUCCGUUAUCGGCGAUUGUCCUCCAUCAUCAUGCUGAAUCAACCAUUAGGACACCUCACCAUCAUGUACGAUGAUGAUGUGACCAACUGGUUGCAUCAUCAACUCAUUCGACGAACCCCCACCCGGACGAAGAUGACCGAGUCAGAUGUUUUCAGUCCUACCCCUGAUAUCGCAAACUCUGGAUGUGAGACCGAAUCCUCCCAACCCCGUCGCACAUCUCGCAUUACUACUCCUGUUCGAUUGGAACUCGGUAUGAUUCAACCAUCACAGGAUGGUCGCUGUGCUCUUUUUCUUCCAUCUCCUCAACUACCUCCUUCGAAUGGAAGCUCAGCUCCCAAUCCAACUGGCCGCAAACGAGCCCGAUCCACCUCUAGAUCCGACUGCGAGACUGUUGUGAGUCACAUCGCCCCCAAACAGGCUGAUCGAUCCAACCGAAGUGGUAUCGAAAGAAUGAAGACUGUCAGGCAGAAAAAUACCUCAUUUCCCCAAACAAAAGGAAAGAAAGCUAUUCCCACCGCUUCUACAGCCACCUCAGGAACUUCCAACCGAGCCGAAAGCGUCGCUCCUUUGGUACCAAGCCAAGGCCCUUCCGCUAACCUGCGCCAAGACUCUGACGAUGAGAACGCUAGGAUUCGUAAAAAAUCUAAGACUUCUCAAUCAAAGACUUCUCAACCCACUGGCGACAAGCAGGACGUCUAUGAUGAUGUUGAAUUAUACUAUGGUGAACCAACUUGUGGUCCAGAUGAUUUUAGCUGA